AUGAAACUGUACUGCAAUGGAUUUAAUUUAUUCAGGCAGUUAAAUAUAAACACACCUGUUUUGCAAGGGUUCAGUAAAGCUUUCGAAUUUGAGGUUAUAAAACAGGUAUGCAUCAACCACUCUUACACUGUUAUUAUUACGAACACCGAUUGUUUGGUAUUUUAUAAAGAAGGUAUUUGCAAUAUAAAUUCCGUUGUUGAGAAAAAAUUAGUUUUGCUCGCUUCUAACGAUGAUGAAUUGAUUUUUACGGAUGAUUCGGGAAUUUUGUACAGUAGUUGUUUGAGUAAUUUUAGUAAUAUAAAGACUUUAUUUAGUUCUGAACUUGGUAAUUCGAUUAUAAAUAUUGCGAGUGGUUCCAAAUUAAUUGUUGCUUACUUCUCCGAUGGUUCAAUUUAUAAACUUCCGCAGAAAUUAAGCUUCCGUAGUAACGAUGUAGUAGAUAUAAAAUGUGGUAAAGAACAUUGUUUAUUAUUAGAUAAAACUGGCAAUGUUUAUUCAUUCGGUAAAGGAAGUCGUGGUCAGCUGGGACAUGGAAAACUGGAAGAGGAACCCGAACCCCGAUUGAUCGAAUGCCUAGCAGGAAUAAGGAUCGAGAAAAUCUCAGCAGGAGGUUGGCACUCCUGCGCUCUGAGUCACGAAGGAGACCUCUACGUUUGGGGAUGGAACAGCAACGGACAGCUGGGCUUAGGAAAAGAAGAAAUUGACAAACAUUUCGUAGCUGUCAUGGCUUCUCCAGCUGUAGUAGAUUUCCUGGAAGAAUCCUGGAAUGCUACGAUGGUUGCCUGCGGUAGUCGACACACAAUUAUCCUCUUUGAUAAUAACCAACUAUACGGCUGCGGAUGGAACAAGUACCACCAACUGAACGAAACCGAUCGAGAAAAUUACCAUACAUUGACUCACCUGCAUGACUUCGAAGAUGAAACGGUCCUCGGGCUCCACUGUGGUCCGUGGAACUCGGCUGUUCGAUGCAAAUAA
Messenger RNA from Phyllotreta striolata, 975 nucleotides. NCBI's taxonomy places the organism in Eukaryota, Metazoa, Arthropoda, Insecta, Coleoptera, Chrysomelidae. The record is from the annotation of a GenBank genome assembly.